ACAGCGGAACACUAGACGAGAGGCUUGAAAGGUCUUCGUCACUGUACAGUCAACUGCUGCACGAGACAGUUAUGUGGAAGACGGCCGGCACGUUCUAAAGGAAAACAAGAAUCGAGAGGAAGAAGGGGGGGCCCGUAAUAUGCUGACUGUCCCGUGCUGAAGCCGCCAGCCUGCCUGCCACCCCCCCCGUAUCGACACCCGCGAACACCCACCGCUAACUGUCACCAACCGCCGCCGCCGCCGCCGCUGCCGGAGAGUGGCGGAGCCAGCGCCCCAGACCCCCCCCCCCGCCAGGACCGCAGCCAAGCCGACGCCCGACCCCCCCCCCGCCCCCCCCCAAAAUCCCACCCUCCGCCGUCCCGUCGUCGCCAUGGCUCCCGAGUUCGCUGCCCCCUCCUGGUGAGCUGCGCGGGCGUUCCGAGGGCAGGAGACAUGUUGGCACGGAGGGCCGGGGACCGCACCGACGCCAGCAGCAGCAGUAGCCAUGGAAACCGUACUGAGGACUUUACUGGCCAGCGUUGUCAUCAUCGCCAUGGUUGCCACGGAGGUCGCCGAAAGUCUGACUCCUGAGAAGAUCUCUCUGUCGCAAGCCGACUUCCUGUCCAGCCUGGACCAGUACGACAUCGCCAUCCCGGUGCGCGUGGGGCCGGAGGGCGAGGCUCUGGGCGGGGAUGGGGCGGGGCAGGGGGAGGGGCCCCGGAGCGGAGCGGGGGGGCGUCGGCGGCGUCGCAGCCUGGACGAGCGGCCCGGGGACACGCAGCUCUACUACCAGCUCUCCACCUCGCGCGCCAACUUCCUGCUGAACCUGACACUCCACCGGGGCCUGCUGUCCGAGCGCUUCCGGGUGGAGUACUGGCGGAGGGGCCGGCUGGCCUGGAGCCACCCCUACUCCCCCCACUGCCACUACGUGGGCCACCUGCAGCACCUCGCCCAGUCCAGCCACGUGGCCCUCAGCAACUGCAACGGCCUGCAGGGGGUGAUAGUGUCCGGGGACGAGGAGUUCUUCAUUGAGCCGCUGACUCCAGCCGACAACCUGACCAGCGUGGCUGAGAGGGAAGGGCGCCCCCAUGUGGUCUACAAGAGAUCUUCCCUCAGGCACCAGUACAUGGACCAGUCCUGUGGAGUCAUUGACGAGAAGCCGGCCAAGGGCGGGGCCUGGUGGCAUCGCACGCUGAAGACCCCGCCCAAUCAGAUGGGGCGAGGGCAGCUGCCCCUGAAGCGCUCGGUGGCCCAGGAGCGCUACGUGGAGACGCUGGUGGUGGCCGACAAGAUGAUGGUGGGCUACCACGGGCGCCGCGACAUCGAGCAGUACAUCCUCGCCGUCAUGAAUAUUGUUGCCAAACUGUUCCUGGAUACUAGCCUGGGGAAUCCGGUGAACAUAGUGGUGACCCGGCUCAUCCUGCUCACCGAAGACCAGCCGACGCUGGAGAUAAACCACCACGCGGGGAAGUCCCUGGACAGCUUCUGCAAGUGGCAGAAGUCCAUACAGAACCGGGACGGCAACGGCAACGCCAUCCCCGACAACGGCAUCGCCCACCACGACACGGCCGUACUCAUCACCAGGUAUGACAUCUGCAUCUACAAGAACAAGCCGUGCGGAACCCUAGGUCUGGCUCCUGUUGGGGGGAUGUGUGAACCUGAGAGAAGCUGCAGUAUUAAUGAGGACAUCGGCCUGGCGACUGCCUUCACCAUCGCCCACGAGAUCGGACACACGUUUGGGAUGAACCACGACGGCGUGGGGAACGCCUGCGGGGCCCGCAGCCAGGACACCGCCAAGCUGAUGGCGGCUCACAUCACCAUGAAGACCAACCCCUUCGUCUGGUCUGCCUGCAGCCGCGACUACAUCACCAACUUCCUGGAUUCGGGGUUGGGCUCGUGCCUGAGCAACGUGCCCCUGAAGCAGGACUUUGUGUACCCCACCACCGCGCCGGGCCAGGCCUACGACGCGGACGAGCAGUGCCGCUUCCAGCACGGGGUGAAGUCACGCCAGUGUAAAUACGGGGAGGUGUGCAGCGAGCUGUGGUGCAUGAGCAAGAGCAACCGCUGCAUCACCAGCAGCAUCCCCGCGGCGGAAGGAACCAUCUGUCAGACCAACACCAUAGAGAGAGGAUGGUGCUACAAGAGGGUGUGCGUGGCGUUUGGGACCCGGCCCGAGGGCGUGGACGGAGGGUGGGGCCUCUGGUCCCCGUGGGAGGAGUGCAGCCGCACCUGUGGGGGAGGGGUCUCCUCCUCCGUCCGGUUCUGCGACAGCCCCAGGCCAACGAUCGGUGGAAAAUAUUGUCUGGGAGAGAGAAAGCGUUUCAGAUCCUGCAACAUUGACGCAUGUGCCGCUGGCUCUCAGGACUUCCGGGAGAUCCAGUGCUCGGACUUCGACAGCGUGCCCUUCCGCGGGAAGUUCUACACCUGGAAGCCCUACAGGGGAGGGGGGGUGAAGUCCUGCUCGCUGAACUGCCUGGCGGAAGGAUACAACUUCUACACAGAGCGCGCUCCGGCCGUGGUGGACGGCACUCCUUGCCGAGAUGAUUCUCUGGACGUCUGCGUCAACGGGGAGUGCAAGCACGUGGGCUGUGACCGCAUCCUCGGCUCGGACGUGCGGGAGGACCGCUGCCGGACCUGCGGGGGCGACGGGAGCGGCUGUGAGGUCAUCGAGGGCGUCUUCAACGACUCGCUGCCCGAAGGAGGUUAUGAAGAAGUGGUCAGGGUCCCUAAAGGAUCAGUCUUCAUUCACAUCCAGGAGCUCAACGUCUCACUCAACUACCUGGUGCUAAAGGGCAAAGGGGACCAGUACUUCAUCAACGGGAAGCUGACCAUCGACACGCCGCGCAGGUUCGAUAUCGCCGGGACGACCUUCCACUACCGGCGGCCCGCGGACGAGCCGGAGACCCUGGAGGCCCUGGGGCCCACCAACAUCACCCUCAUCGUCAUGGUCCUGGUAAGGGAGGCGAACCCAGGGAUCAGCUUCCGCUUCAACCCACCCAUGAACCGCAACGCGCUGAGCGGACACGUCUGGCAGUACGCCCCCUGGUCCCGCUGCUCGGCCCUGUGUGCCGGAGGGGUUCAGGUCCAGCAGGUCGUGUGCAAGAAGCAGGCCGAUCACACCGUGGUGUACAACCACUUCUGUGACAAGAGGAGCAGACCCAAGGACAAGAAGAGAGCCUGCAACUCUGAGCCUUGCGCGCCAACCUGGUGGGUGGGUAACUGGUCAGACUGCAGCAGAAGCUGUAACGGGGGCCUGCAGACUCGGGAGGUCCUGUGCAAGAGGAAGAUCUCCCCCACCGAGGAGAAGGUCCUGGACGACAUCGCCUGCACCCUCCCGCGACCCCCCCUCACUGACCCCUGCAACAACCACACCUGCCCCCCCGAGUGGCUGCCUUUGGACUGGUCUGAGUGUUCUCCUAGCUGUGGCCCAGGCUACAGGCACCGUGUUGUCCUGUGUAAGAGCGGAGAGAGCGGGGACACCAUGCCGGAGUCUAACUGCCCGAAACAGAGCCGCCCCACCACCAGGGUGCGCUGUAACCUGCAGCGCUGCCCUCCGCCGCAGUGGGUGACGGGACCCUGGGGAGAGUGCUCCUCUAAGUGUGGGCUGGGUCAGGAGAAGCGCUCCGUGCAGUGUCUCACGCGCACCGGCCAGCCGUCCAGCGAGUGCCUGGACGCCCAGCGGCCCGCCGCCAUGCAGCAGUGCCAGAGCCGGUGCGACACCGGCCCCACGGACAGCCCCGAAGAAUGCAAAGACGUGAACACAGUGGCAUACUGCCCCCUUGUGGUCAGGUUCAAGUUCUGCAGCCGACCGUACUUCAGGCAGAUGUGCUGUAAGACCUGCCAGGGACACUGAGCCUCUUCUUCCUCCUCCUCCUCCUCCUCUUCUGGGCCUGAGACCGUCCCAGCUGCGCAUUCCACUUUGGGGGGGGGGGGGGCGAGCUGCUGGGAGACUGCAGAGGGGGAAGAGGGAGUGAAAGAGAGACUACAGCGGGACAGCGCCGCUGUUUAACAUCAGCUGUGUGAUCUGAGACUGGCCGUUAGGACGCUGCUGGGCAUUUCAGACUGGGUUGAAAAUGUUGGCGUGUCUGUACACAGUGCGAUCACUCCACAGGUGUGUCCCCACCCUACAGGUGUGUCCCCACUCCACAGGUGUGUCCCCACCCUACAGGUGUGUCCCUACUCCACAGGUGUGUCCCCACCCUACAGGUGUGUCCCCACUCCACAGGUGUGUCCCUACUCCACUGGUGUGCCCCUGCUCCACAGGUGUAGCCCCCCUCCACAGGUGUGCCCCUACUCCACAGGUGUGCCCCCCCCCACACUACAGGUGUGUCCCCACUCCACAGGUGUGCCCCACUCCACAGGUGUGCCCCCCCCACUCCACAGGUGUAUCCCCACUCCACAGGUGGGCCCCCACUCCACACAGGUGUGUCUGUCUUCUUCAGGUCCACGGGCUUAUUCCAAAUUCACGCCAGUAGUCCGACCCGCCAGUCUCUUCCAUGUGCUGUGUUGUUCCCGCCAUUUUUCAGACGGUCUGAAAUUCCACUCGAUUAUUCUGAUGCGGGUGGACGGAUACCUGUGUUGCCUGCUCAUUUGCAUACGGUCAGUCGAUCUGUACGAAACCUCUGCACCUUGCCACGGGUGUGUUUCGGAUGAAAAGAAGGAUGAAUAUCUGUUUCUUUUUUCUGUUUUUCCCUCCGUUCUCUCCGUCCUCGAUUCUUCAGGCCAUUGUGAUUUUUUUCCUAGGGUGUCACACAGAACAGGAAAAAAAACUACUUUUAUUUUGUCAUUGAUUUCUGGUAGGUUGCAGGUCAGUGUCCCGUCGGCAGCGCGGAGAGAGCUAGUUGCGCAGACGCUGUUGUGAUCCAGUGCAGGUGCCUCUGCGCAGACGCCGUUGUGAUCCAGCGCAGGUGCCUCUGCGCAGACGCUGUUGUGAUCCAGCGCAGGUGUCUCUGCGCAGACGCCGUUGUGAUCCAGCGCAGGUGCCUCUGCGCAGACGCUGUUGUGAUCCAGCGCAGGUGUCUCUGCGCAGACGCCGUUGUGAUCCAGCGCAGGUGUCUCUGCGCAGACGCCGUUGUGAUCCAGCACAGGUGUCUCUGCGCAGACGCCCGUCCCGCCACAUCCACGCUCCUUGCAGUUUACACGCCUUGCGCUCGGCGUUUAAACAGACACAGCGAGGUCCCUUAACCCGGCCAGGAAAGGUGCAUGACUCAGUUGUGUCGUACAAUAACACUGUUGCUGAACUGCUAUGCUCGUGCGCUUUCAGGGAGGGCGGGGCUCAAACGCUCGCCUCGAGGAAGAUGAUUUGGGGGGGGGGUGACCAGACAGUGACCACCGGUUUCUGCUGAGGCCUCAAACCUGAGUUUGAUCCUUCAAACCUGGUGCACUAAUGACCCUGAGCGAUCACUUUUUUCUGGACUUCAAAACAUUCAUUAAGCCAUAAAUAUCAAGAUAUGUAAUUUUUUUUUCUUUUUUUUUUUUUGCAAGAUAUAUAAAGGAUAUAAGUAUGUGAUUUGUAAACAGGCUAACUGGAGGUCUGACUGCAGGUCAGUUCUGGUACUGCAAGUUUAAUUCUGAUUGGCCACCUGCUAAAUGGACACACCGCUGAUUGGUUAAAAUGUAAAGUGCCAUUCUUCUGUACUUAACAUUUUCUCAAUGAGAACUAUACAAAAAUCUCCCUGCAGGGGGCAGUAUAAGCUCGUUGUGGCUUUUAGAAUAAAUUAAAAAAACUCAAAUCUCAGUUUAAUCUUAAAAUCAUAGUCUUUAUUUUAUUUUAAGAUUUAUGUAUAAUACACCUUAAAGUAAUUAUUUUUGCUUUGCGCAGGGUCUUUAAGCACCACAUGCUAAGGCUAAAAAAACCUCGGUUCCCACGCAUGAGAUUGGAACAUCCCUCUCUCGUCUGUUAAAUGUGGGCUCUGGCAUUAUGGUGGACUGCCUGGCUGCCGGGCUGCCGGGCUGCCUGGCCUGGGUUAAUGGGCUGUCAUUACUUAACCACAGCCUCAGAUCCAAAAUGGAGGCCUUUUUUCCGUACGCAUUUUUCCACAAUCGCAGAAAAAUAAAUAGAUAAGUGAAUGAAUAAAUAAAUAAAUAAAUGCUCGCUCUUGUAAUGCACAAGUAUCACGCUCGUAAUAGAGGAAUCGGUUUCUUUUGUAGAACAUUGCAAAGGGUGAAGGUCACGAGGCCAAGGGUGAAGGUCACGAGGCCAAGUGUGACCUUCCUCUUACCCAUGGUGCUUUGGAACGGUGCUAUUUCACAUUGACAUUAUUUUUAGAGUUUUACUGUUUUUUUUUUGUUUUAAUGCAUAUUGGUUUCGCUUGAGGUCAGAGUCAGCCAUGUCCACACGUGACUAAAAAAACGGUUGACAGUCCCCCAGAGGAUGCUGGGAGUUUCUUUAGACAUCCUUUGUUGGUCUAAGACUGUUCUAAUUAUGCUGCUUUAUCCGGUGAAAUUCAUAGCCAAACAUCCCCACACAUAUAUGGGUAUCAACGACUUACAACUUCCUACUGAAUCCCAUCUUUUUGAGGAAAUUCACAAAUAAAUAUUUGUGUCAUUUAACUGUUUACAGUAUAAGCUAUAAGUAGAUUUAUUUUGCAGUCUCUGGUGUUUCUUUCAGAAAAUAAAAUCAUGGUUGACCACGGCAAAACCAUUUUUUUUUUCUCUGAGCAAAUGUGAUGGGCAACUGUUGUGUGUUGUUUUUACAUACUAAUAAAUAGAGGCGUGUACUGUAUGUCCAAUAAUAUUAAAAAUGCCUUUGAUCCUUAUGUACAUCAGUUGAAACAAAAUAAAUGAAUAAAUACACAGUGCUGUAAAUACA
Molecule: messenger RNA, 6790 nt
Organism: Anguilla rostrata (American eel)
Lineage: Eukaryota; Metazoa; Chordata; Actinopteri; Anguilliformes; Anguillidae
Gene: adamts10
Product: ADAM metallopeptidase with thrombospondin type 1 motif, 10
Exons: 26
Coding region: 485-3832 (1115 amino acids)
Biological process (GO): proteolysis; extracellular matrix organization
Cellular component (GO): extracellular matrix
Molecular function (GO): metalloendopeptidase activity
Source: RefSeq, a predicted model, not a curated record